Ipomoea triloba (trilobed morning glory) is the source of this 1143-nucleotide messenger RNA. RefSeq lists its product as uncharacterized. NCBI's taxonomy places the organism in Eukaryota, Viridiplantae, Streptophyta, Magnoliopsida, Solanales, Convolvulaceae. The coding region runs from base 17 to 1036 and encodes 339 amino acids. The transcript has 9 exons. Gene Ontology annotation, molecular function: catalytic activity. The record is from RefSeq and is a predicted model, not a curated record.
CAAAAACAUUCUAAAAAUGGGAGCUUUAACCUUAGGAUCUCCAAUGGCAGGAAUAAGUUGUAUGUCCAGAAAGUGGAUGGUGUUGGAGGUCCCUACUGAGAAUAAGGGCUGUUGUGGAUUUCCAUCUUUCCUUCCUAAGGAAGUUCACAAAAUCAAAGACCCUUUUGCCAGAACUUUGGCUCAGAGAAUCCAGAGGCUUCCUGUCCAGGUUGGACUGUCUGAAGGGUGUAUAAUGAGUAGUUGUGUGAAGCCAAAGAUACAAAGCUGCGGCGCAAAUCCAGUGGUUCUUCUCCACUGUUUUGACAGUUCUUGCCUGGAAUGGAGGUGUGCAUAUCCCUUGCUUGAGGAAGCUGGCUUAGAGGCCUGGGCCAUAGAUGUUCUUGGAUGGGGUUUCUCUGAUUUAGCAAGGCUUCCUCCUUGUAACUCAGCAUCAAAGAGAUACCACUUGUACCAGCUCUGGAAGGCUCAUAUCAAACGACCGAUGAUACUAGUUGGCCCGAGCCUUGGUGCUGCAGUUGCAAUCGACUUCGCCGUCAAUUUCCCAGAAGCUGUUGAUAAAUUGGUUUUGAUCAAUGCAAGCGUUUAUCUGGAAGGCGCGGGAUUUUGGACAAAGCUGCCAAGAAUGAUGGCUUAUGCUGCAGCCUCUCUGCUGAAGAGCAUCCCGGUAAGGAUGUAUGCGAAACUAAUGGCUUUUGAUGGUAUAUCGCUGUCUACCUGCAUCGAUUUGACUGAGGUAAGCCGGCUACACUGUCUGUUACCCUGGUGGAAAGAUGCCACUGUUAACUACAUGCUCAGUGGGGGGUACAAUGUUGUUGAUCAAAUCAAACAGGUCAAACAAGAAACUCUCAUCAUCUGGGGCGCCUGCGAUAACAUACUCAGAAAGGAGCUUGCUCAUAGACUGAGAAGUGAGUUGCCCAAUGCGAUUGUGAGUCUGAUCCCAAAAUGUGGCCAUCUGCCCCAUGUUGAGAAGCCAGACUCAGUGGCAAAGCUGAUUGCAGAGUUUACAAAUGGCAAAAAGGAGGCAUCUUUUCUUUAGUUUAGCAUAUAUUUUGUGUUCAUCUUAUGGUGGGUUUACUUAAACAUCUUUUCUUUAAGCUGUAAUAAAGUUGUAUGGUUUGAAAUUGUAAAAGAAGUGGCCUGAAA